Molecule: messenger RNA, 2630 nt
Organism: Bubalus bubalis (water buffalo)
Lineage: Eukaryota; Metazoa; Chordata; Mammalia; Artiodactyla; Bovidae
Exons: 6
Coding region: 1409-2011 (200 amino acids)
Source: RefSeq, a predicted model, not a curated record
GUAGCCUAUCCCUUCUCCAGCGGAUCUUCCCCACCCAGGAAUUGAACUGGGGUCUCCUGCAUUGCUGGCGGAUUCUUUACCAACUGAGCUACUAGGGAAGCCCCAUCAGAUAAAAUAGACCUCAGAGCAAAAUUUAUUAGCAGAGAAAGGAGCGACAUGCAUAACUGAUCAUGUGUGUUAGUUCUUCAGUCGUGUCUGACUCUUUGAGACCCCAUAGACUGUAGCCUGCCAGGCUCCUCUGUCCAUGGGAUUCUCCAGGUAAGAAUACUGGAGUAGGUUGCCAUUUCCACCUUCAGGGGAUCUUCCUGACUCAGGGAUCAAACCUGGGUCUCCCACAUUGCAGGCAGACUCUUUAGAGUCUGAGCCACGAGAGAAGCCCAUGAAUAACCAUGAGGGGUCAAUUCAUCAGAAAGACAUAAGGAUAAUCAAAUAUCAAAUAUCUAAUAAUAGAAUUUUAACAUCCACUAGGCAAAAUUUGACAGAAUUGAAGGGAGAAAUGGACAGUUCACAAUCAUAGUUGAAAGUUUUAUUCAGUUCAGUUCAGUUCAGUUGCUCAGUCAUGUCCAACUCUUUGCGACCCCGUGAAUCGCAGCACGCCAGGCCUCCCUGUCCAUCACCAACUUCCGGAGUUCACCCAAACUCAUGUGCAUCGAGUCGGUGAUGCCAUCCAGCCAUCUCAUCCUCUGUUUUAUUAUCCCUCUAUUAAUUAAUUGAAAAUCUACACAAGAAGUCAGUAAAGACACAGACUAACUGAGCAACAUUGUCAAUCACCUUGACCUAACUAAUAUUUACAGAAUACUAUACCCUAAAUGUACAAUGAACAUUUUCAAGUGCACAUAGUAUAUUCACCAAUAUAGACCAUAUGUUAGUCAAUAAAACCAAAUAUCAACAAAUUAAAAGGAACUGAAAUCUGUAUGGAGUUUGUUCUCGGGCAUUUGGGUACCCUGGAGGCCAGUAAGGGAAGAAGGGUAGGUCCAGAGAGCAGGUACAAAUGGCAGUGCCAGCGGAAGCGGGUGCGGGUGGGGGCUGAACAGGAGCGGGGAAGAAAGGUGGGUGGGGGCACCAGUUACCCACUCCAGGCUCCAGCCUUUCAGUUUCUGGCUGCUGCCUGUUCCCAGAGCUGCCAGGAGUGGGGAGGGCUGCCAUUAGAUUGGCGCAGAUGGUGAUGCUCAGAACGGGGCCCCAGGGCUUCCUGCUUGGCUCCUUUAUCUGUCUCAGGGGCGGACAACUAGCCUUCCCUGCUCUGGCCACAAAAGGAGAGCACCUAGCAAGGAACAGAGGUGACUGCUGCAAGAUGAAGCCCCAUGCGUGGACCUAGAUCCCCUACCUGAAGGGGCAGCUCCUCAUCUGGAACCUGACUCAAGUCCAGGGGCCCAGCUGGUGGUGGCCAAAGUGCCUCCUCACCCAGAUGAGCUUCAUAUCCCAGGUGACUGGAGCAGAGGUCCUCAGCUUGUCUGUCUUACCUUUUCUCCAGGACUUCAGCUCAUCUCAGGCUGUGACAGGGGCAGUCAGCACCAUUAAGUUCUUCUUCUCUGAGGCUUUCCUGGGUCAGCACUUCGAGGCUGUGGAGUUAGAGGACAAUGAACCUGAGCCGGGAGACCUCUUCCUAUUCAGGCUGAUGUCCCCAGCUGGACGCUGGUGUGGGGCCCACAUUGGUGUGUACUGUGGCCACGGAGAGAUCAUCCACUUUGAGGGCAAGAACCCUCGUGGCCAGGGGCCGCACCAGUUUCUUGGCUCCUGCAAAGGCGUUGUAUCCAAACAAGGGCAGCGCCCAAUGCUGCACUCCUGCUUGCUUUGGCGGGUGCUGCAUAAACGCGGUGGCAUUGACUGCGUAGCGCUGGAGCGCCAAGUGCACGAAGCCAUGGACACUGACCCGCCUCCCUAUCACCCUAUCUGCAGCAACUGCGUGCAUUUUGCUCUGCAACUGCUGGGUCCAGGGCUCAACCUGGACCCUGUACAAGUAGUCCAGAGUCCCAUGACUUCGGUGAGCACGGCCCAGCUACCCACAUAGGACCCCACAUCACCUCUAGAACCAAUUAACAACUGUAGCUAAACUAUGAGCUUCUGGACAGUUUGGGGCCUCUCUUCCGACCCAGGCCAUGUUACUCAAAUUGGAGAUCCACUUUACUUUGGCAUAACCGAAGCCCCCAGAAGCAAACUAGGCCUGCUCAUUCAUCAAGGUUCUACUCCUCAGAAAUUCUUUUGGGCCCACUCCAGAAAGAUCCACUCUCACAGAUACCAGGCACAUCUAUUUACUUCAGCCUCCUUCAGCCAGGUUCUGUGGUGGUCCUGGUCAACCCCCAUUCCCAUUCUUCAGCCAGGUGCUGCAGUGGUCCUGAUUAACUCUCAUUCCCAUUCUCCAAUGGAACCUAGCUAAGCAGUCAAGCCCUACCUUUCCCGGCCCCUCCAUUUCCACCGAGACCCUCCAAUUCUGGUUCUGGAGACACCGGUAGCCUAUAGAUCAAGACUCAGUCCUAUGGCCCCUUCCACAUUCCUAAUCCAAGCCUCACCUCCUGAAAAGUGAAAGUGUUAAUUUCUCAGUCCUGUCAGACUCUUUGUGACCCCAUGGACUGUAGCCCACCAGGCUCCUCUGUCCAUGGGAGUCUCCAGGCAAGAAUACUGGAGUGGGU